Messenger RNA from Pocillopora damicornis (cauliflower coral), 793 nucleotides. RefSeq lists its product as uncharacterized. NCBI's taxonomy places the organism in Eukaryota, Metazoa, Cnidaria, Anthozoa, Scleractinia, Pocilloporidae. Gene Ontology annotation, molecular function: nucleic acid binding. The record is from RefSeq and is a predicted model, not a curated record. Gene Ontology annotation, biological process: DNA integration.
GUCAAUGGUCGAGCGUCGAGCUGAGCUUCUGAAGAAACGUCUCCUCAAAGACCAAGACUUGUUUUCCAAGUACAAUGCAACCAUGAAUGAAUACGUUGAAGAGGGCCAUGCAGAGAGAGGCCCUGACUUAACUAAUCGUAUUGUAGGAGUGUUGAGCCGUUUUCGCCAAGAGACUGUCGGCCUUGUAGCCGAUAUACAAUCAAUGUUUCAUCAAGUAAGAGUGGAACCCAGAGACUCUGAUGCAUUAAGAUUUUUGUGGUGGGAGGGAGGAGAGCUAUCAGCAGAGUUAGUGGAGUACCGAAUGGUGAAACACAUAUUUGGAGCGACUUCGUUGCCAAGUGUCAUGAACUUUUGUUUGAAGAAAACUGCAGAGAUGGACGGAGGGCAGAAUUCAGAAGUUGCAAGUGUCAUCAACAGUAACAUGUAUGUCGAUGACCUCAUGAAGUCAACUGAAACAGUGACAGACGCAAUUGUGCUGGCAAACAAAGUUCGUGAGCAGCUCAGCAAAGGUGGUUUUCAUCUAACAAAAUGGUGCAGUAAUGACAGGAGAGUCAUAGCUGCUAUUCCAGAAUCAGAGAGACCUAAGACAGUUGUGAACUUGGAGCUUGAACAACUUCCAACCCAAAGUGCCUUAGGAAUGAAGUGGGACAUUGAAGAUGACAAAUUUGUGUGGGAGGUCUCAGACAAACUUAUGAGUGCGUCUUCCAAGAAACCAGUGACAAGACGUGGCAUAGUGUCUGUUGUGUAUUCUUUAUUUGAUCCACUUGGGUUCAUUGCACCAUACAUCAUGAAG